AUGGCUAAAAAUAAGAAUCAAAACGUCGUUUUAGUCUCUGUGGAGGGGGAGAGAUUCACUGUCGAGAGGAAAAUAGCAGAACGGUCUCUGCUACUCAAGAAUUAUCUUAACGAUAUGCACGGAAGCGAACUACAAGGCGUGAAUAGCGACUCAGAAGAAGAAGAUGACGAUGAUGAAGAUGAGGAGAUAGUAAUGCCAGUACCUAAUGUACGCUCCUCAGUUUUACAGAAAGUUAUCGAAUGGGCCGAGCACCAUAAAGAUUCAAAUUUCCCUGAUGAAGAUGAUGACGAUUCUAGAAAAUCUGCUCCUGUUGAUUCUUGGGACCGUGAGUUUCUGAAAGUUGACCAAGAGAUGCUUUAUGAAAUCAUGUUGGCGGCCAAUUAUUUGAACAUCAAACCACUUUUGGAUGCUGGCUGCAAAGUUGUGGCAGAGAUGAUUCGUGGAAGAACCCCUGAAGAGAUCAGAAGAACCUUCAACAUUGUCAAUGACUUCACACCGGAAGAAGAGGCCGCAAUUAGACGUGAAAAUGAAUGGGCUGAGGAUCGCUAA
Molecule: messenger RNA, 549 nt
Organism: Lachancea fermentati
Lineage: Eukaryota; Fungi; Ascomycota; Saccharomycetes; Saccharomycetales; Saccharomycetaceae
Source: the annotation of a GenBank genome assembly